This is a messenger RNA of Larimichthys crocea (large yellow croaker), 704 nucleotides long. Its product is annotated as transcription factor HES-5-like. NCBI's taxonomy places the organism in Eukaryota, Metazoa, Chordata, Actinopteri, Sciaenidae. Gene Ontology annotation, biological process: regulation of DNA-templated transcription. The transcript is spliced from 2 exons. Gene Ontology annotation, molecular function: protein dimerization activity; DNA binding. The record is from RefSeq and is a predicted model, not a curated record. Bases 16 to 561 code for a protein of 181 amino acids.
CUAUAAAUAGGAGGGAUGAAGCCAGCAGAGAGCAGAUUCUCUCUACAGAGACCUCUACAGCACAGAGAUCCAGACAUGGCACCUACAAUCACUGCAGCUAUGACCAAAUCUCAGGAGCAUCUGACUCUGACCCACAAGCUCAGAAAGCCUCUGGUGGAGAAGUUACGCAGAGAGCGAAUCAACAGCAGCAUUGAGCAGCUCAAGUCUCUCCUGGGUCCAGAGUUCCUCAAACAGCAGCCAGACUCCAAGCUGGAGAAAGCAGACAUCCUGGAGAUGACAGUUUGUGUCCUGAGACGACUGCAGCAGCAGAAUCAAGCUGUGGACUUGGCAGCUGUUGAUCAGGGCUACUCCAGGUGUGUCCAAGAGGUGAAACACUUCAUGUCCAGGGAAGAGGUGAAGACCCCGUCCCAGAGAAGACUGCUGAACCACUUCAACAAGCUGCAGUCUUCCUCUGAUGAGAACCUGAGAGAGGCUGACUUCUCUCCUCUGAGCUCCACAGUCCAGACCAGCAUCACCAAAGACAAGAGUCCAGUCAACAGCACCCACUGGAGGCCGUGGUAGACACCUACAGACUGGAGUUACUACCAGACAAACUCAGAUGACCAUAUUGGUCAAAGUUAUUAUCAGACCUAUUCUACAAUGAAAUAAUGUAUAUGUCUGUGUAAUCUGUUUUAAUUAACCACAAAGUCAUAUUAGAUAAUAGU